AUGACUAAAGACGUUGAGAUGAAAGAACAUGCUCCUCCUCCUUCAAACUCUGUUACAUCCACUGGUCCCUCCACUUUGCAGCAUUUGAAGGAAAUUGCAUCGCUAAUUGAGAUUGGUGUGUAUGUUCGUGAGGUGCGUCAGAUUGUACGCCAUGUGCGGUUGACCAUUGCACUAAAGCAGAAGUUGAAGGCCUCUAUGGAGACCAGACAAGAUUCGAUGAAUUCCGCCACCCACACAAGAGAAACUAAGCAAGUUGAAGGUGAGGCUUCCGUGUUUAGAAACUUGAAACUUCCUGCAAAUGAGUUUCCCAAUCAAGAGCCUUCACAUCCUACCACUACCAAGUCCCCUGCUUCAAGUUACAGAAUUUUUAGUGCACCAAAAGCCAUUGAUACCAGCAUAAAAGAGAAUGUAGCAACAGAAAGCAAUAGAUACAAGAAAGGAAGUUCUUCCAAUUCAAAAAGAGAUCCUACCCCGGUAAGGGUCUCAGCAAAUCCAAGCUCACGCACAUCAAGAUCUGAUGGCAGUGGAAGGGCAGGAGUUGGUAAGGGUGGACAAGGGAGAUGGGGAAGAUUCAGUAGUGAGAACUCGAAUGUGAUCCCAAGCAAAAACACUGAGACGCAAGCCAAGGUGCAAAGAUGA
Messenger RNA from Ilex paraguariensis (yerba mate), 639 nucleotides. Lineage: Eukaryota; Viridiplantae; Streptophyta; Magnoliopsida; Aquifoliales; Aquifoliaceae. The record is from the annotation of a GenBank genome assembly.